AUGACGCCAACGCAUCCCACCAUCGCUCAUGAGCGUGGUGGUCAGAGUAGCAGCGCGGUCCGCUCUAUUACGCCGGCAGUGCCGACGACGCCGCUCGGGCGAGGAGCCGCCACCUUUGUCCGAUCCGGCGAACAGGCGCCACCGCAGCUCCUCGUACACCCUGCCGCCCUGACCGCUCUCGAGGCGGAUACCGACUCUGCGGGCGCUGCCGCGGCUCUCGACGGAGAACGUUCUGGGCGAAGACAGGGCCCCCUGCGCACAGGUCCAAGUGAGCCAGUCAGCGCGAGGGUCUUCUCUGUGACGCCGAGCAGAAGUACUGGCGUCGCAUCUGCUCUCUUGAAUUCAGCGGCGAACGGCUUUCUCGGCGCCGCUGCCAGCGGUGGGACUGCCGGUGCGACCCUCUCCAACUACUCCGGCAAGUCAUUCGGUGGCGUCAGCACUAGAAACCAGAACCGCUGCUCUCACUGCAAGGUGGCAGAGGAGGUGCUGUACCGCUGCCCGUGCGGCCUCGCCCGCUACUGCUGCACCACCUGCCAACAGGCGCACUGGCCCUUUCACGAAGCGGUCUGCUGCCACGCCGUGCGCGCCCUUCGGCCGCCGACGCGGCAUUGCGAUUGGUGCCGCACGCCUUCGCAGACUCUGCGUCAGUGCGGGUGUGGCUUUGCCUACUACUGCGACAUGCACUGCCAACGCGCAGAUUGGCCGUACCAUUGCAUCGUCUGUAGCACUGAGACCAGCACGGCACUGGCAACCGCACUCGUGGGUGGGCGAGCGCUGCGCGCAAGGCACGAGGCCGCCACGCAGACGGCGCACUGGCAGAUCAGCGUUCCUGUGAUCCGCCCUACUGGGCGAGGCGACGGCACCACGGCGGCAGAAAAUGCGACUGGAAUGAGCGUCCAUCUUCACGCGACCCUUCGUGAGCGGCACAGCCGAUCAGACAGCGACGGCGAGGACAACGCCUUCUCCGGCUCGUGCACGCGGGCAUCGCUCGCGGCUGCCUCGGAUGCCGAAGCGACGCCGCCAAAGUCGCCUCGCCGGUGCUCCCACGUUCGCGCAACGUCGGAGCACGGGUCGCAGGUGGGAGUGAAUAGCGGAUCUGGUGCCUUCGCGGCGUUCCACCAGAGCCGUGAGACGCCUGUGCAUGCGUCAAGCUACGCUGAUCCAGGAGGCCGCACACCAACUUCUACCCAACCUGCCAUCGCUGGGGGUGACAUGGGCGCUGGCCAGUAUGGCGUGUGGUUCGCCGGGGUGAACUCGCGCAGCACGCUCAGCCACCAUCACGCUACCGGGACGCUCUACAAAAGCCGGCACAUCAACACAAGUGCAGCGCAGCAGCACCGGCACAAUCCAUUACGGGAAGGUUCCCGCGCCGGGGGGUCGCAGUCGCCGCGGCUCAGCCAGGCUGGAGAACCCGAUCACGGAGCUGCUGGCGCCUCCCUCCAAAACCAACACCACCAAUCCUCUCUGUUGACCGAUCACCACAGCCACGCGGGUCCCGCCAGCCAGUCAGAGCUCUUCCACGGGAGCCUUUCCGCCGUGGCCGGUCCCGCCAUCCGAGAUCAGCCAGGCGUGGUCACAUUUCUAGUCGCAUCACGCCAUAUUGUUGAGAGGGAGGAGGUCAGCGCACGGGCGGCGCUCUUCCGCAAGUUUCGGCUGGGCUGCGCCGGGCUUCAGAUGCGUGUGCUCGGCAAGAGGGAAGAGGAGGAACGCAUGGCCAUCUUGAAGGACGAGGUCCUUUGGUGCGUCCUGACAGGCCAUCCUGCGUGGAAGAAGCUGAUGCAUGAGCUGCAGCGCUUUCACGAAGUGCGUUAA
Molecule: messenger RNA, 1812 nt
Organism: Leishmania major strain Friedlin
Lineage: Eukaryota; Euglenozoa; Kinetoplastea; Trypanosomatida; Trypanosomatidae
Exons: 1
Coding region: 1-1812 (603 amino acids)
Source: RefSeq, a predicted model, not a curated record